AUGCAAAAGCAUUAUAUUAAACACCUGACACUGCAGGACUUUGCUGCAAUUUGUAUUUAUGAAGGCGUCACACUAUAUGUUUCGGGGGUGCAGCUUCAAAGCUAUUAUAAAUUCAAUAUGAUACCAAGCAAGAGAAUGAAGAUAUUUUACUUGUAUUUAAUCAAGUACAUGAUUAUUCUGGGAUUCAUUGUACAGUGUAUCGAACCCGCUUUCGCGGCAACUAAGAAAAGAUUCCAUGUAACUAAACCCCCCAAGCAAACUGCUGUGAAUAUCACUCACUUGGAAGAGGAAAGUGCAAUCAGUACAGGAAAUAAAUACAAUUAUAAGAUGUUUAUUAUUGCACUAGCUGUGUUGGUAAUACUUUCAUUGCCAGGAGCAGCUGUAUGGUUUCUGUAUUACAGACUGAAGAAGAAGUAUGGAAUCGAUGAUGUAGAAAAGGCAACAGAGGAAUCACAGGCUAAGCCUUCUAUAUCUGGAAUCACUACAUGGUUUAGGCUUCUUUAUGGCAAACUGAGGGAAAAGAACCCAGUAUCUGGAAUCACUGCAUGGCUCAGGCUUCUUUAUGGCAAAUUAAGGAAAAAGAAGCCAAUUUAUGAUGAAGAGAAGGCCAUAGAGAAAUCUCAGCCUAAGCCAACUACAUCUAAAACUACUUUGAGGAGUAAAGGCAAGAAGAAGAAGAAGAAGACGAAGAAGAAAAAGGCUCCUGUUAAUAAAUCUGUGGUGGAGGCAACUGUAACGCCUCUCACAAACCAAUGUACAGAGGAGCCAGUGCAAUCUGAUCAAAGCCCACAAGCACUUGUUCAGAUUGCACACUCAAUGCCUAAAGAAAAUGUUGGUGUCACCAAUGUGACGGAACAGCAACAUACGGUACCACGUGGAGAGUUAUCAAAGGAACACACUGUGGAAAGUGCGAAAGGAAUUUGCUCUAAAGUUAGAUAUAAGAGGUAA
Xenopus tropicalis (tropical clawed frog) is the source of this 948-nucleotide messenger RNA. RefSeq lists its product as uncharacterized. The record is from RefSeq and is a predicted model, not a curated record. Lineage: Eukaryota; Metazoa; Chordata; Amphibia; Anura; Pipidae. The transcript has 7 exons. The coding region runs from base 1 to 948 and encodes 315 amino acids.